Scatophagus argus is the source of this 1102-nucleotide messenger RNA. It is a transcript of the gene znf706, whose product is annotated as zinc finger protein 706. The transcript has 3 exons. The record is from RefSeq and is a predicted model, not a curated record. NCBI's taxonomy places the organism in Eukaryota, Metazoa, Chordata, Actinopteri, Scatophagidae. Bases 130 to 360 code for a protein of 76 amino acids.
UAAAAUCUUCCGAUUGUCAUUGAACGCAUCGGUAGUCCUCAGCUGUCUGGGAACUGAGCAGCUGUCAUACUUCAGUGUGUUCACCCAGCCGACGACACGUGCUGCGGCUUUUUAAGAGGCCUUUCCAGAAUGGCACGCGGGCAUCAGAAGAUUCAGUCUCAGCAGAAAAACGCCAAGAAACAGGCUGAGCUAAAGAAGGCCAAGGGUCAUGAUCAAAAGACGGCAGCUAAAGCAGCGCUAGUGUUCACCUGCCUUGUGUGCAGGUCCCAGAUGCCUGACCCAAAAACCUUCAAGCAGCACUUUGAGAGCAAGCACCCAAAAUCCCCUCUGCCGCCUGAGUUAGAAGGAGUGGAGGCGUAAUCAUUCACCCCGGGUACCAAACCAAGUUCUUCAAGGCCCUGACAGCAAUGGAUGUUUUGAUGAAACCACUAUGAAGCUGUUAUCUUCAUUAAGGCUUUAACAGGCUGGGUUGCCUUCGACACAAUGCUUCCUCCUCCCAUCCAGGCCUGUUUUUGCUUGUGUUUAAUUACACGCAGGGCUACACCCUAAUGCCUGUUUUGAUUCCAGGGCCACUCAAGACCUGUACUAUUCAGGAACAAUCCAUGUAGUGAAUGAAGAUUUCUGCCUUCAUGCUCACAGUUUCACUGACUCCUCACUGCCCAGAGUUGUUGUGCCCAUAGGAACAUGUCUUGUUGCUAGCGCUUUUAUCAAUUUAUCUGAAGAUUUGAUGGAUUGACUGUCUAUUUAAACCUUUGCAAGCAAGAUGACACGAGGUAAAUACAUAGAGUGUCUUUAAAGAAAGCCCUGUUUUGGCUUGGCUGGGAGAAUUCUGAUUUUAAAUCAGUGAAAAACAUGACCUCAUCUAUUUGUAAUGCUUUCAGUAUUAAAUCAAAACGGAGGCUAUGACUCUUCUUUUUCCUCUCACACCUGUUGCUAAAUAUGUAAUUCCUCCACGGUUUUACUGCAGUCUGUCAUCGAGCUAAUCAUCAUUUCAUUUGCAACCUGCUUCAUGAAAUUUGGGGGCUUGUCAGCAACAUGCUUGGAAAUGAAUGUAUGCAUCAAUGAUGUAUUAUAGCAUUUUAUUAAAUUUUACUUUGUUGUA